Lolium rigidum is the source of this 741-nucleotide messenger RNA. RefSeq names its product auxin-responsive protein SAUR36-like. Gene Ontology annotation, biological process: response to auxin. Bases 58 to 513 code for a protein of 151 amino acids. Lineage: Eukaryota; Viridiplantae; Streptophyta; Magnoliopsida; Poales; Poaceae. The record is from RefSeq and is a predicted model, not a curated record. The transcript has a single exon.
ACACAAGCUAAAGCAGCACCACUACACCUAGCCAAGAAAGGAGUAGCGAAACAAACCAUGGUUAGUCCCAAGAGACUUGCUCAGAUGGCAAAGAAGUGGCAGAGGAUUGCGGCCAUGGGGAGGAAGAGGCUCACCCGGACAGCGGUAGCAGCGAAAGGAGCAGCCUACGAUGAGCGCUGCACAGCAUCAUCGGUGGCGAUGAAGGGCCACUUUGUGGUGUACACUGCCAAUGGGGCACGGUUUGAGGUGCCGCUGGCGUACCUAGGCACGGUGGUCUUCGGCGAGUUCCUGAGGAUGUCUCAGGAGGAGUUUGGCUUUGUGGGCAGCAAAGAUGGGAGGAUCACACUGCCCUGUGAUUCCGCGGUCAUGGAGUACGCCAUCUCCUUGCUCCGGAAAGAUGCCUCCACUGAGGUCGUGAAGGCGUUCAUGAGCUCCAUUGUGAGGCCAUGCAGCUCUGAUGGCUGUGUGGUGGCACCAUAUGUAGAUCUUAACCAGCAAGUGGUUGUUUGUUAGCUUCUGAAGAACUGCCGCUGUAUUGCUAGCUUUAGCCCUGUUUUGUUUGUAGCAUGAUGUGAAUAUACAGUUGCAAGUGGUAGAAAUGGACACAGAAACAAAGAUUAUCUUGCAGUUUGCAACAUGGUGAUAUUUUUAACAAUAGAAAAGCACUAGCAUGUAGACAAGGAAUUAAGGAUACAUACCUUGUUGCACGAGGUACGAAAUGUUUUGGAACUACAGACCAUA